CAGCGUUUAUGGCGCAUGUUUCUGCUUCCUGCUCGCAAGCGUGAACUUUUUUCUUUGCUCCCUGCUGAAAUAAAGUGGUGGAUGGGGUAGGAAUGAGAAAUAUCGAUUUUUCAGACUAAAUUUACACCUAUUGCGCUGUGUAAAAUACUUGGUACUGCAGAAACAUUAAAGUGGCAGUCCAGUGCGUGGGACAUAAUAUUUGGAAGUGAAUCCGUGUAAAAGUUUGAAUGCUUUAAUAUAAUAAAUAUGAGUACACGCCCUAAACGUUCUACGUCUGAAGGAAAUUCGUUCAACAUGUGGGUGUCGACUAAUAAAGUGUUAAUAGGCUCUGUAGGUGGACCGAAGAAGCCACACUGUCGCAAUCCAAAUUUUGAUUUUGAAGAAACAAAACUGCUGAUUUCCCUCUGGGGUGAUCCUUCAGUGCAGAAAACGUUAGUGACAACUCACAAGAAACAUCCGGUAAUAGCCGGAUUGGCUGAAAAAAUGCGUGAGUAUGGAUACAAUAGAUCGACUGAAGAGAUCAACACGAGGAUCAAGAACAUAAAAUGCUUUUACAAUCGGAUCAAAAAAGAUCUUGAAACCGGUAUAGUUACAUCGUGGAAGCAUUUCCAAGCUAUGGAUGAAAUUAUGACUCGUCCAGUAUUUGGCAAUAAUCAACAAUCCAAUUCUGAGGCAGGUCCAUCAAAUGAUGAUAUUUCGUCAUCAGAUCAGGUACAAGUGAAACUUGAAAUGGUUACUGACGAUGACAAAGAAAUAAGAACCGAUGAAUUGCUGAAAAAUGCAGAACAAGUUGAACUGAAGGAACCAAAUUUGUUGAUACCAAAAGACGAACCAAUGGACCAGGACAAUGAUGAUGAUGAUCCCAAUGAUCCAGAUUUUGAAAAUGAUGGAGAUGAUGAGGAAGAAAGUAUGAGCGAUGACAGCGACGAGUCAGAUUUUGAUAUAGACGAUGAACGUAGAAGAGCACGUUUGCGCAGACGGACUUCUCGCAAACCAUCCAAGGUGAAUGUAAAUAAACCAACGAGUGCACCAGUGGCUUCAUUACCCGCUAUAACAGUGGUAUCAUGUGCACCAACAAUCACGACUCCGACAAUAACAAGUCCAGUGCAAACAAAGGCUCCAGCUCCAGCUCCGGUUCCAGCUCCAGCUCCAGCUCCAGCUCCAGCUCCGGCUCCAGCUCAAGCUCCGGCUCCAGCUCCUGGCACCAUAAAAAUAAUUAAUUACACUGGAAACUCCGGCAUCAACUUUUCAACUAUAGUUCCCAAUUCGAAUGUUAUUGCUCAAUCUUCAGGGCAAAAUGUGACAAUUGUUCCAAGAACUACUACUACCGCAUCUAAUACGGCUGGGAAAAUAUCUCUAGUUCCAACCAAUUUUCUCCUCAAGCAACAGGCACCUAAGAUAAAUUUCAACUCACCAAUUCAGCUCUACACCAAGCCAACAGUAUCUGUUGCCAGUAAUGUGUCGACUUCCACAAUCGUGUCCUCUUCUAAUUCCGUACAACCUAUGAAACUACUAUUUGUGAAUACUGCAGGAAGUCAGAAACAACAGAUCAUUACUCCUUCGAAGCACAUUUAUACCACUACUCCAACGUCCAUAGCACAAACAACUUCAGCAACUCAAAUAUCUAUUCAACCUAAACCCGUAAUAACAGCGGCAGCAAGUCUAAUGGCCAUCCCUCAAAAGAAGCCUGAUCCUCCACCACCAGUGACGAUUACUCCAGUGGCUCCAAGACAAGACGGAAUCAAAGCACUGCUUGGACAAUUGGUAUCUGUUCAACGGGAAAACUUGGCUCUUUCUCGCAGCAGAGCUACCGUUGAGAAGGAACGUUUCAACAACGAGAAGCAAAUUGUUUGCUCCCUAGUGGAGGCAUUGAAUGACUUAAAUAAUAUGCUACAAGGUUUCAGCAGCACCGUGAAUAUUGGAGAUGAAUAUGGGUUUGGAACUUCUCAACCAAUGUCCAACGAAUCCGAUGGUGCCGAUUCCAGGAUGAAUGAUAAUAAUCAGGACGUACCCCCAGUUGGUAGCCUUAUUCCUGUCGUUGACACUAUUAAAGCAGAAGUGAUUAGUGAUUCCGAUUGAACGAACAAGAUAACAAGAGCUC
This is a messenger RNA of Ochlerotatus camptorhynchus, 2101 nucleotides long. Its product is annotated as helicase SRCAP-like. Gene Ontology annotation, biological process: positive regulation of DNA-templated transcription. Lineage: Eukaryota; Metazoa; Arthropoda; Insecta; Diptera; Culicidae. The record is from RefSeq and is a predicted model, not a curated record. The transcript is spliced from 2 exons. Gene Ontology annotation, cellular component: nuclear body. The coding region runs from base 247 to 2079 and encodes 610 amino acids.